GUAGAGAGGCGACAGAGGCGGGACCUAUCGGGUGGAGGUUCCCGGACUGUGCCGCGCGUCCGAGAAUCUUCACCGAAAGACGACAGAGACUCCGAGAGUCCUGCCGCAGGCGCGACAAGUGACUAGCUCUCCCCUCACAUCCGAGCCCCGCCCCUGCCAAGAUGCAUGCGCCCUUCCCUCGACCCUACCCAGUUUUAUCGGGCUAGGACUCGUGAAAACUACAACUCCCAGAGCUCCUCGCGCCCAACGAUCAGCUCCAUAAACCAGUCAGGUGACAGCUGGCCCCGCCCUCACACAAAGUCAGCGGAGCCCAAAGAGUCCUUUACAUUCUGAAGAGGCAUCUGGCGCGAGAUUGCUGCUUUCGGUGAGGUCAGUCCACCGAUCCUGGGAGGCUGUCAGUUCUGAGAAGUCAGAGAACAUGGCGAGGAAUUGCCUGCUUAUUUUGACCCUUUUCCUCUUGAACUUCAUGGAGAAAUGCGAGUCAACUGUUAGUCUCACGGUUCCUCCCACUGUGAAGCUGGAAAAUGGCAGUUCAACCAAUGUCAGCAUCACCCUUGGGCAUCCAUUAAAUGCAACCUUGGUGAUCACUUUUGAAAUCACAUUUCGUUCAAAAAAUCUUACUAUUCUGGAGCUUCCUGAUGAAGUCAUAGUGCCUCCCGGAGAGAAGAAUGUGUCUUUCCAAGUGACUUCUCAAAAUGUUGGACAAGUGACUGUUUAUCUGCACGGCAAUCAUUCCAACCAGACCUGUCCCAGGAUUCGGUUCUUGGUGAUACACAGCAGAAUCAUUAGCAUCAUAAACCAGGUGAUUGGCUGGAUCUACUUCAUGGCCUGGUCUGUCUCCUUCUACCCACAGGUGAUCCAGAACUGGAGGCGGAAAAGUGUCAUUGGUCUCAGCUUUGACUUCUUAGCCCUGAACUUGACCGGCUUCGUGGCCUACAGUGUUUUCAACAUUGGUCUUUUAUGGGUACCCUACAUUCAGGAGCAGUUUCUCCUCAAAUAUCCCAAUGGUGUGAACCCUGUCGACAGUAAUGACGCCUUCUUCAGCCUGCAUGCGGUUGUUCUCACCCUGAUUGUCAUCCUGCAAUGCUGCCUGUAUGAGCGGGGCAACCAGCAUGUGUCAUGGCCCUCCAUUGGCUUCCUGGUACUCGCAUGGCUCUUUGUGUUAGUCACCAUGAUUGUGGCUGCAGUCGGUGUGACCACAUGGCUCCAGUUCCUCUUCUGUUUCUCCUACAUCAAGCUCGCCGUCACGCUGAUCAAGUAUUUUCCACAGGCCUACAUGAACUUUUACUACAAAAGCACCGAGGGCUGGAGCAUUGGCGGUGUGCUUCUGGACUUCACAGGGGGCAGCUUUAGCCUCCUCCAGAUGUUCCUCCAGUCUUACAAUAAUGACCAAUGGACGCUGAUCUUCGGAGACCCAACUAAGUUUGGACUUGGGGUCUUCACCAUCUUCUUUGAUGUUGUCUUCUUCAUCCAGCACUUCUGUUUGUACAGAAAGAAACCAGGGCUUCAAGCAGCACACACAGAUCCCGACAGCCAACCCAGACAGAACUGGGCACCAAGUUUGCAGCCGAUGGCCUUGCCCCAAACCACCAGUGUUUCUGGGAGCAGCUCGAAGGGCUAACCUUACAGCUGGGAGAGCCAAGGGUGCUUCCACCGCUGUGUUCACAGGGACCAAGCGGCCAGGUGCUGUGGCUAAUGGACUCGAAGGUGCUGAUGCUGGUGGCGGAGGGGAAAGAACUCUGGGGUGAGGCUCUGGGGUCCUUUCUCUGAAGGCCACAUUUCUGAUACUCAUUCUAUAUAACUCUGCUCCAGUAACUGUAGACCAUGUGGCCCAGGCCAGUGCCUGGUAAAGUAUAUUUCUGAUCCCUGAGGUGCCUGCCAGAUCAGUGUGAAGCAGACUCACACCCACUGACUGCCCUCUGGAUCGUAACAUACAAAGACAGAUAUCACAGUAACUUUUUGAUUUUUUUUUAACACCGAGGGAUAUUUUGUAUAUGCCUGCAGGCCAGAAGAGGGCACCAGACCCCAUUACAGAUGGUUGUGAGCCACCACGUGGUUGCUGGGAAUUGAACUUGGGACCUUUGGUAGAGCAGGCAAUGCACUUAACCUCUGAGCCAUCUCUCCAGGGAUAUUUUGAAAUGACUUGUUUUCUUUUGCCCUCUUUCUUACCUCUACUUUCUGAGAGUGAGACGGAGCCCCAUCUGAGUUCCCCAGCCCUACUGCUCCUAACCUUACACCUAUGGAGCAGGCACUCAGUACCAGCCUGUGUCUUCGAGACCCAUCAGUCAAUCAAGCUGUAAGAGUAGCUCCCCUAGAAGGGAGGGCAGGCUCCUUCCCCUAAUCCCAAACUAGAACUCGAAUUUCUUAGCUGUUGAGGAGCCUCAGAAGAGCAAGCCCUCACCACCUAUAAUGCUUAUGGGUCUCACCUUGAUCCCAAACCUCCCUUCUCAUUCCAGGUUGUCCUUCCUAGGCCAGAUGGGGAAGGAACCAGGGUGUGCCUUGAGUUUAUCAAUCUGCUCUUUUUGCUUUCUACAAGACUAAUAUUGAGGGCCCCUUAUAUUUCUCAUUCUUUGUAUUUUUUUAUGUUUGUAUCUUGUUUCAUUUUGGAGGAGUAUAUGUCCUUAAUUAAAAGGUGGCUUGUU
Molecule: messenger RNA, 2642 nt
Organism: Microtus oregoni (creeping vole)
Lineage: Eukaryota; Metazoa; Chordata; Mammalia; Rodentia; Cricetidae
Gene: Ctns
Product: cystinosin, lysosomal cystine transporter
Exons: 12
Coding region: 419-1621 (400 amino acids)
Biological process (GO): L-cystine transport
Cellular component (GO): lysosomal membrane
Molecular function (GO): L-cystine transmembrane transporter activity
Source: RefSeq, a predicted model, not a curated record